Messenger RNA from Ophidiomyces ophidiicola, 1638 nucleotides. It is a transcript of the gene YSA1, whose product is annotated as ADP-ribose diphosphatase. Gene Ontology annotation, biological process: ribose phosphate metabolic process; nucleoside phosphate metabolic process. Gene Ontology annotation, cellular component: nucleus; cytosol. Bases 1 to 1638 code for a protein of 545 amino acids. The record is from RefSeq and is a predicted model, not a curated record. Lineage: Eukaryota; Fungi; Ascomycota; Eurotiomycetes; Onygenales; Onygenaceae. The transcript has 7 exons. Gene Ontology annotation, molecular function: ADP-ribose diphosphatase activity.
AUGUCAGCCAGACCAGAGAAUGUGAAAAAAGAGAAAAUUCUCUCUAUGGAGCCUUUGGACCCCGCUCAAGCGCGUUGGAUUCGGCUUAUGAAAUGCACUUAUCAGGAUCCUGAGGGCAAGAAACGGACAUGGGAGAGUGCUGAAAGACAGACACGGCCCAAAGAUUGUCCAAUUGAUGGCGUAGGCAUUGUUGCUAUUCUCCAAAAACCGACUGGCCCAGAAAUUUUGCUUCAAAAACAGUACCGUCCACCUGUCGAUAAGAUAGCUAUCGAAGUCCCUGCCGGUCUUAUUGACGCGGGAGAGACGCCAGAAGAAUGCGCGGUUAGAGAACUAAAAGAGGAGACUGGAUAUGUUGGGAUUGCAGAGCAGAGAAGCCCAAUCAUGUGGAAUGACCCUGGCUUUUGUAAUACAAAUCUCAACAUGGUACAUGUGCGUGUGGACAUGUCCUUAGCUGAUAACUUGAACCCCAAGCCGCAACUGGAAGAAAGCGAGUUCAUUGAGUGCUUUACGGUGCCUCUUAGGACUUUGUUUGCAGAGACGCGGCGACUGGAGCAGGAGGGGUACGCGAUUGAUGCUAGGGUCGGGACUUUAGCAGAGGGAAUAGAAAUUGCGAGGAAGUGGAUGGAUGCAGUUCGUGCUGAACACCACCCUCCUACGCAUUCCCCAUAUUACACCAUAGUGUUCCUCAGCGAAUUAAGUAUGAUUCAUAUUGAUGAUAUCGAGCAGAAGAGGGCCGAGAUUUUGAAAUGUGUUCUCUCUGCUGUUUUGCAAACUUCUAUUACAAGGGACGUUUUUGCGCAGGUCAUUGAUGGCCUUCCCAUCAGCGAAACAUACGAACUCACAAUAACGCAUCGGUUUGACCUAUUAUCACAUUCUAGGCCUUCACAAAAAGCGAAGCUGCUUGCUCAGAAUUUCUGUAACUGCACUGAGAUACUUGAUAAUCUGAACUUGAAUACAAAGGUUGCUCAGCAGUUUCAAGACUCAAAGGUUUUCUCAUCAUUCUUUAAUAUGCACUUGCUGGAACUGGUUGUAAUCAUAAUUCAUGAAAUGGCUGGAAAUCUGUUCCACAAGUUCCACCCUAAUGGUGAACCCCACACUAUUGAUGUUAAUCAGAAGCAGUUUUGCCCUGCUAAUAGUGUAUCCCUGUCUACCAUGUGCUAUACUGUGUCUGGCCGUUACUCCCGUGGUGUUUUGGACGUCGUUGGCUAUUGGGCAGAAACACACAUCUUUGGGGGUGUCGUUGUAUUUGAUCGAGGGCCGAAUGAAGGGACUAGGCAGUGCAACGCAGCGUAUAUCCAUCCUCAAUACUCAUCCGCUUUAUUCCAGCUCGCCAAGCACCAGCUUGACGCAUUCAGCCGAGCUGGCUACCCUGGAAACAAGGAACAGUCAAAACUUCGGCUUCCAUUUCAAUGCGAACCUGGAGCCAGAAAAAUUGACGGCUAUACCGCCUUUAGAGACUUGAAUAUAUAUCGCGACCGAUAUGAGAGAAGGGUGGAUCCUAUUCCCCGAGGAGGACCCUGCGUUAUACGGCUUGAAGACCACCCGGAGCUUCAAGAAUUUGGCAAGACUGCCAGAGAGAUGUUUGAAUCACCACCUAAUCGCAACCGAGACAAUCUCUCAAAAAACCUGGCUGGUUGA